Cottoperca gobio is the source of this 5329-nucleotide messenger RNA. RefSeq names its product spindlin b (gene spinb). The transcript is spliced from 7 exons. Gene Ontology annotation, biological process: gamete generation. Bases 422 to 1279 code for a protein of 285 amino acids. Lineage: Eukaryota; Metazoa; Chordata; Actinopteri; Perciformes; Bovichtidae. The record is from RefSeq and is a predicted model, not a curated record.
UGCCUUCAUUAGCACAGCUAGCUUGACGCAGCGGCGGAGAACCAAACGGAGGCAGAGCGGAUCAAUUCGGAGCCACGGCGGUUGAUCGGGAUUAUGCGGCGACACUGAUUGCUAUACCGGCUGAACACACUGUCUCCUCAUCGUGUCCACCAGCUGUGACGUCGCCUCAGUCUCCAGUUGUUAGUCUGUACCCGGCCUGUAUGCAGCCUGUCCAGGGCCCGGCCUAAUUCCUGGUGCUCCUUCAUUGCCACCACCUCCUCCCUCCUUUCCCUACCCUCCUCCCCCCCCCACCCCCUCUGCCCCCUCCCUCCAUCCUCACCUCACUCUCCCACGCGCACGUUGCCUGGUGUCACACAGACCAACUCCCAGCUUUUAGCUUGGACCGGCGGCCUGGCUGGCUGCCCCCCUUACAGGUGGAUGAAUGAAGACCCCAUUCAAGAGCCCAGCGGCCCCGCGGCCCCCCCGAGCAGACGGGGGACAUUCAGGCGUUUCUGCAAACAUGAUGAAGAAGAAGAACUCGCACAAGAAACAGAGGACCAGUGUUGGUCCCAGUAAGACUUUGGCUCAGCCCAGAAGGAACAUAGUGGGCUGCAGGAUCCAGCACAUCUGGAAGGAGGGCAGUAAGUCGUCCCAGUGGAAGGGGACGGUCCUGGACCAGGUCCCUGUCAACCCCUCCCUCUACCUGAUCAAAUACGACGGCUUCGACUGUAUCUAUGGCCUGGAACUGUACAGUGAUGAGAGGGUGGUGGGGCUGGAGGUCCUGCCCGACAGAGUGGCUCCGGCCCGUGUGAGCGACUCACUGCUGGCAGAGACGAUGAUCGGCAAAGCGGUGGAGCACAUGUUUGAGACGGAGGACGGGCCGAAGGAGGAGUGGAGGGGGAUGGUGCUGGCUCGAGCUCCCAUCAUGACCGCCUGGUUCUACAUCACCUACGAGAAAGACCCGGUCCUCUACAUGUACCAGCUGCUGGACGACUACAAGGAGGGAGACCUGCGCAUCAUGCCCGACUCCAGUGAGUGGCAGCUGACUGGAACUGGUUCUACUGGGCACCAGUGUUCAGCACCUCCAGCAACUCAUUUAGACGACAGCGUGGCGACGGAGAGGGAACCCGGCGAAGUGGUCGACAGUCUGGUGGGCAAACAGGUGGAGUACGCCAAAGAGGACGGCGGGAAGAGGUCGGGUAUGGUCAUUCACCAAGUGGAGGCCAAGCCCUCCGUCUACUUCAUAAAGUUUGACGACGACUUCCACAUCUACGUGUACGACCUGGUCAAGACCUCCUAAAACCAGAAAAGCCGGUCCAGGAUCGGGACCCACAAAAAGACUUACUGAGACCUGCCUAGACCCACUGUAUAAAACACCCACCACGACCCCCCCCCCCCCGUGAAGAAAGACUACAGAGAGGGUUUAAAACAUCCACGGUCUACAGAGACGCCUGAGACAGAUGAUAUCACUCUUUACUCUUUCUUUUAUGAAACGCCUUAAACACAAGAAAAAUACUUGGUUAUGGAAGCCCCCUUACCAAGACAGGGAAACUACAACCAGCUCCAAGUCUUCACGUGGAUCCGAUUAUCUAUCAUUCAUCAUUAGUGUUUCUUUAGACCCUGUUGGGAAGCUUCAUCUGACACAAAUCUGCUUCAACCCAAAUAAGAUCUCGAGUGAUUUGUAAUAGUAAAUUUGAUUAUUGAACAUUUGUGGCAAUGAUGAACAAAAACAAAUACAUCUGGAUCGGUUUGAAAUCUUGACUUCUACAAGCUGAGAUCUGCGAGGACCACAUCUUGAGAUCCUCCAGACAAAACGAAAACGUCUCCCGACUCAAAUAUCAUUCUCUCCAGAGUCAAAGCAGGUCUAAAACUAUUUAAGCAAACAGAAAGACACCCCCCCCCCCUUCUCCUGAAACCCUGUCAGACUGCUUGAGACCUCCGUCUCCCUCGAGGAGGGGGGGUGGACAGGUCUGAGUCUGCCGGGGUUAAUGAAGGGAUGGGACUUCAGGAAGACAGAAACCUGGAGAUGAAGUGAAAGAUGAACCAUUGUCUGUCUCCAUCUGUAUUUAUCGAAGGUGUACGUGGACUAUCCUGCAAUUAGAGGACACACGGGAGGAACUUGUGUCCAAUCACAGCAUUUUACUGACCCCGCCUCCCUGCAGGUCACCUGUUACCGAACAGAGUGGAAUAAAGUAUGAAGGACGCCGUGGAAAAACCAGAGGACACAGACUCUUUUCUUUUUCCAUUCUUUUAGCAUUUGUCUUUUCCCUGUUGCUGCUGACUCCUACAUUACCCAUAAUGACUUAAAGUUUUACAUUAAGACAGCCGGAGAGCCUCGGGUGUGUUGGUUCUGCUGCAUCAGUUAGCAUUAUUAGCUGUCCUCAUAAAACUGGUUAGCUGCUGCUCACAGGUAGCGCUCGUGCACGCCGCCCAGAUUCAAAUCCUCUUGUUGGUCACAUGAGAAGUUCAGUAUCAGUUAUUGAUACUGCAUGUCCAGGAUGUGUUUAUGGAAACACUACUUAAACCCCCUGAUUCAACAUUUAUGUAAACAUGUAAUAGCUAGUUCAUAGCACACUACUAUAAAGUGGAUAAAAGUGUUUAUUAAUGUUCAGUAUUUGUCAACAAUUGUAACUUCUACUAUGAAGACAAGAAUUCUACAUGAUGGAUUAUAUUUUUUAACUAAUACAUUAAUAAACACUUAUCAGUUUACAACUGCAUUAUAGAGUGUUAUGAAGCAUUUAUUACAUGUUUAUAUACAGCUUUUAAGAUGUUUGUGUUUAUCUUGGAUGAAAAUACUGGACGCAUUUCCCAAAAUGUCGAAUGGCUUCGCUUGGACAUCUGAUGCAGUAUUGGUCCGUUCUAAUCAGUCAGAGUGUAAGGGGGAACUGUAGCAGUGGCCAUGCCCCGCCCCCUGUCUGAGGCUCCGUCUUCUGAUUGGCUGGAUUCGAGCACAGAUGUGGUUUGUUAUGGACCAAACCGAUCCAGUGUUCAUCUGUUUAAAGUUGAUUUGUAUGUUUUUAUAAAAAAUAUUUCCCCUUCUUAUCUCUUCUUCUGCUUUCAUAUUGACACCCUGUAUAGUUUCUCCUUCAUUGUUUAUAUGUUUAUAUGAGCCGGCACAUACGGAUCGCCUUGUUUUCUCUGUAUAUGAUCUGUUCUUUGGUUGUAUGUCCCCUGUCUUCUGUUCUGUGUGCACUGUAUAAUACCCAGUUAGCUGUAGGAAGCUCGUGGCUGAAAUUCACAUUUCAACCAAAAUGACUGAAGAUUUUAUCCCUACUGCACUCCACUGAGUCUGGUUGAUGUGUAGGAUUAUUUUUUCUUUAACUCUUUGCUGAGUGAAAAAGCUUUCCUUUCCUUUAUGGAGUCUGGAUUGGGGCUCUCCUCCCAUGCAAUCAUUUCCCAGCUCCCUCUAUAAGCGCUCCUCGUUUUCUUUUCUUUUUCAAUAGUUUGAACUCAGUCAGGGGGUGAUGGAAGAUACUCUAUCUCCCACAAUCCUUUGUUCUUACCUGAUGUAGCUAUCCCUGCCACAGACAUCAGUCUACCAGUGACAUUAGCAUUAAGCAGCCAUGUUGCCUGAUCCAUGUCUCGUGUGCCUGAAGGGACUCGAACAUCUGAAACUAACUGUUUUAAAGAACAUGGGGUUCACAACAUUUCGUUCUGUUGUGAAGAUCAUUUGUUCUAAUUCAAGAACCUAGAACCUGCAUUACUGUUCUAGAAUCUGUCGUUUGAUAUUGUGCAAUGCAUUCCAUCGUUCGUCCGGAAUGUCAAAGUUCUUUCUGUGUAGUCUUUGAUAACAUAAAUACUCACACACUCUGACUCUAGAACACGCCCGGUUAGGGAUGAAUUCUCAAUCUGGAGAACUCUUGUUCUGACUCGGGAAUCUGCAAUUUUAUCAUAAUUUUGUCGUUUGAUUCUUUGGAACAUGUCCCAUCACAAUGUGUGCAACAUGUUGAGAACCCUCCCAUUCUGACAGAAAGAAAUGUUUAAGAAUGCACACGUUUUUUUUCUUCAAUUGACUGCAUCACAUUCUAGAACAUGGAGACCCACACACGUUCUGAUUCUAGAACAUGGAGAAAGAAAAGAAGUAUAAUUUCCCUAAAAUACUUAGCUACAAAUUCUAGAACACAGAGACUAAAACAUUCUAGAACGUGCACUUUCAUGCCGGAGCCCACCCGUUCUGAUUCUAGAACAGAGAAACGAGAACAUUCUAGAACUCACAUUUUUAAUGUCGCGACCCACGCGUUCAGAUUCUACAACACAGAGACUGCAACAUUCUAUAACCCAUGCAUUCUGAUUCAAAUCUUGUUUCUCCAUUGGAAAAUCUAUUCAGAACAUCCGCUCCCUGAGAGGACAAAAGUGAUUUAUUUAACUACAUAACAAACAUGUUGAGUUGUCAAAGCCGUUCUCUGAAAUCAGUGAGGAACAAGUGACGGAACAAAUAUUUACAGUUCAAACAGUCAGAGAGCAGACGAUGUUGUGUCUUUGUUUCAGGUAGAAAUGUUUGUUUGAUCUCCUCGCCUGGUCUGCCCUGCUUCUGUCUCUGGUUCUCUCUAAAUCUUUAACCGGUCACCAAGGACGCAUCCAGAAGCUGAUGGACUGUUUGUCUCUCAGUCCCUUUCAGAGCAAGCAGCGGGUGUCCUUUAAAGUAGUCUCUGCUGCCGUUUUUAACCGUUAGUUAACCUGGAUGGAUACCCACAAUCACCUCAAUGAACCAGGUGAUGUUUAGACCGUAUUUAGACUCCUGGAGUGGGGGGGGGAGGGGGGGGCAAAGACCAGUGUCUGGGUGGAUCUGCAGCCUCCGUGAUGUGGACAUCAGUAGUCUGUUCAGGAGCCGACACGCCGUUCGUAUUUUACAGAAAAACAUUGAUCUGUAGUGUGAGUGUGUGUGUGUGUGUGUGUGUGUGUGUGCUGUGUGUGUGUGUGUGCUGUGGAUCAGCCCCUGUUCAGAGCAGUGUUGUUUUUGCAUGCUUGUAUAGCUCGGUGUAAAUCGAUGUGAGUUGCAUGUUCGUGUAGUUUUCAGUUCUUCGGCUGACUUCUGUCUGUUGUGGCUUUUUUGGGUGCCUUUCGUUUUGAUUUCUCUGUUUUUCUUUCCCCGUUUCAUUUUGUACUAUGUGUCCCAGAGGCUGCUGCUGUUUUUGGGGUUAUUGAGCAUAAAAUAGAAAAAUGAAAACAAAGAAAAUCCUCCUUCAAACAGAGCUGACAACAGUUUAUUAUCAUGAGGUGAUGACAGGUGUGAAUUCUGCUUCUGGGUGGAUUGUCCCUUUAAAGAGUGCCAACUACAGAUGCCAGUGUUGUACAGCAGUGAAAAGCUCACACUAUUUACUAAAAUAAACCAUUUCUCUGUUUUUUCAUU